AUGAAAGAGUCAGUGAAUUCAACAAAGGAUGGUGCCAAUGUUGAUGCAAAUAUCCUUGAACUUAAGAAUGCUGAUAAUUCUACUGCUACUAAUAUUAAUAUUACUACACCUGUAACUUCUGGUAACGAAGUUUUGAAAGUUUCUGUACUCGUUAGUUCUGGCUUGGAUGAUAAUCUACAGGUAAACCAACAAGACGAAAGUUAUGUAGAACUGGCCGUACCCCUUCAACAUAGUGAAACUUUGAAAAAUUUGGUAAAUAAUGAUUCUACUGGCAACAACGAUGACGUCAUAACUUAUCCUAACUUAUCUGAAUCGAAACUUAGCGUCGAAGAUAUCAAAGAAAACGAAAGUGAAAGUAAAGUUAAUGAUGUUGGGGGAAAUUACCGGCGUCCAAAAAUAUUCUCAAUUGCAAAUUACACGCCACAUCUUCAGUAUUAUCCAGUUUGGAAUCAUUAUAAAACAUCAGAUGAGGCUAAUGAUAUCUUGUCAAGUAACAUUCAAUUAUCAGAACAGAAUUUUGAACCAUCCGUUGCUACAAUUGACAAGAGUUUGAAUGAUAAGACAUCGCUGGCACGCAAAGAAGCCGGUGAAAUUACAUUAAAUUCACGCCUUCUUAAAGAGCUAGGACCGAUAAGUAGACAGGAUUAUAUAGAAAAUAUCAAUUUUAAGUGUAACUUCUAUCAUAAAGUUCUAUGUGACCCGAUAAGCCACUGCAGUAAGCCAACUUAUGAUUUCAACAAUCCUCUUUCUAUGAGCACCAGAAUGUAA
Molecule: messenger RNA, 768 nt
Organism: Helobdella robusta
Lineage: Eukaryota; Metazoa; Annelida; Clitellata; Rhynchobdellida; Glossiphoniidae
Exons: 4
Coding region: 1-768 (255 amino acids)
Source: RefSeq, a predicted model, not a curated record